Zootoca vivipara (common lizard) is the source of this 2267-nucleotide messenger RNA. It is a transcript of the gene SEPTIN1, whose product is annotated as septin 1. Lineage: Eukaryota; Metazoa; Chordata; Lepidosauria; Squamata; Lacertidae. Gene Ontology annotation, molecular function: GTP binding. The record is from RefSeq and is a predicted model, not a curated record.
UAGGCCAGCCAAUGGGAGAUGACAAUGCUCUGAUACGGGUGCAAAGCUGGCUUCCUGUUUCACCGCCACAGGAAGUUGGUGUUUGAGCCAGCAAGGUGCACGUCAACAUCCCUGCAGCGUCUCCUCCGUACAACUAGAUACCAAUUAUGGACAAAGAUUACGUUGGAUUUGCAACUCUGCCCACCCAAGUCCACAGAAAGUCCGUGAAGAAGGGGUUCGACUUCACUCUGAUGGUUGCAGGAGAAUCUGGGCUGGGAAAAUCCACUCUUGUCAAUAGCCUCUUCUUGACAGAUCUAUACAAGGACCGGAUACUUCCGGAUGCGCAAGGCAGGAUCCCCCAGACUUUGGAAAUUGUCAAGCAUGCGGUAGACAUUGAAGAAAGGGGAGUGAAAGUCAAAUUGACGGUGAUCGAUACCCCAGGAUUUGGAGAUGCAGUGGACAACACUGAGUGCUGGAAGCCAAUUGCCCACUAUAUUGAUUCCCAGUUUGAGCAGUACUUUCGAGAUGAGAGCGGCUUGGACCGCAAGAACAUUCAGGAUGGGCGUGUCCACUGCUGUCUUUAUGUCCUCUCACCCUUUGGACACGGGCUCCGCCCCCUGGACAUUGUAUUCCUCCGAGCCAUCCACGACAAAGUCAAUAUUGUGCCGGUGAUCGGAAAGGCGGACAGCUUGACUCCAACAGAGGUGAAACACAAGAAAGAGAAGAUCCGGCAGGAGCUAGAGGAAAAUGGGAUCAAUAUCUACGAGUUUCCUGACUGUGACUCGGAUGAAGACGAAGAGUUCAAAGCUCAGGAUGCGGAGAUGAAGCAAAGCAUCCCCUUUGCUGUGAUUGGAUCCAGUCAGGUGGUCAAAGAGUCGAAGGACAAAGUGUUCCGGGGACGGCAAUAUCCUUGGGGGACAGUGGAAGUGGAAAACGCUGCUCACUGCGACUUCCUCAAACUUCGGAACAUGCUGAUUCAAACCCAUAUGCAGGACUUAAAGGAUGUGACCCACGAAGUCCAUUACGAAAACUACCGCGCGCAGUGCAUUCAGAGUCUGACCAGACCUGGGGCACGAGACCGCAGCAGCCGCGCGAAACUGUCACGUCAAAGUGCCACUGAGCUGCCACUCCUGCCUCUGGCCGAGACGGAGAAAUUAAUUCGCGAGAAAGACGAGGAGCUCCGUCGGAUGCAGGAAAUGCUGCAGAAGAUGCAAGCACAGAUGCUGCAGAGCAAAGGGGAGCAGUGUGACAGCCUCUGAAAGGCAGCAGAGCUCCUUUCCCACAGUGCUUUGAGAAUCCCGGUGGAAAGACACUUAAUUCUGCUUCUAUGUGGCCAAAGCAGGGGGGCCACACUAGUAACGGAAAUGGAAGUGUUAAGUGUUGGUGGGUAUACUACCGUAUGUAUUUGAGAGAAAAAACCCCUGUGGACCUCCAGAUGUUACUGGACUACAACUCCCAACAUCCCUGAUCUUUGCCCAUGCUAGUUGAGGCUGAUGGGAGUUGGAGUCCCCACAAUAUUCAGAGGGCCACAGGCCCCCCAUCUCUGGCUUAAGAAGUUAUCACAUUGGAUAACCUGUCUAUCACACACACACAAAACUCCCUUCUUUCUCCACCCCCCCUCGCCCCCACCAUUGUCCACUGACUGUUUUAGUAUCUUUCAAUAAGACACAAUGAUUGACUGCUCAAAGGAAAUAAAAUGUAUUUUACAAGGCUGAAGACUGGCUUCCUAACAGAUCUUCCAAAUCAUUUGUAGGCAUCUACUUUCCCACAAACUAUCAAGCACAGAAUAUUUAUCUCCAAAGAAGCCUAUCACCAAACAGAUGCUCCUCUAUGGAUUCCUAUUUUCACUUCCACUUGAUCUAUUUAUUCAGGAUUACUUCUCCAGACAAAUUUAACUGUGACGGCCAAAAGUACUCAGCAACAAAAGUGCCGCACUAUUAUUUGAAACGUGGGUCAUGAGGUCACGAGGAGAGUUGCAAAACUGGGCCUCAAGGAGACAAUACUAAAACAAGUCAUUUUUUCCAGAAUAGAAAAACUGUAACUCUUAAGCUCUCAAUGUAAUGCUGUAACCAAGAACGUCAAUAUGGUUGUUGAUUGGGCGUACAACAGCGCAGCCUGAAAAAGAUAGUGUCUCUCAGGAGCUGAAGGCCAUGUGCAUAUUAAAAUGAAAACAGCCACAGGAGACUGCCAUUUUGGGCAGAGGAAGGACCCUCGUGAGGGACUACUUAACCCUCCCCGCUCCAACCAUUUCCCUGCUUAAAAGUGCUUCUCAAGCUGCUCUUACACCC